AAGUCGUCAUUCGAAUGCGACGUGGCGCAAAAGAACUACAAAACAAGCUGUCAUGUCUAUGACACUUAGUUAUCUUUGAAUACUUACCGAUGUGUUUUACUAUGACAAUAGCCGUCGUUGGCUGUACAAUAUUUUGUUUGAAAAGUGUGACUUGUCAGUACAUGUAGGUAUGAUUCUCCGAACUCUCUUCUGCCGACUGAGAAUUCAUCAGCCUUUGGUGAGGACAGCUGUGUCAUCCCAUUCUGGUGUGACAGAUCCAGUCCAGCAACACAAGUAUGAGACACAAACAAAAACAUUUUCAGCCUUGAACAGCUCAGUAUCUUUUCCUAGAAUGGCUUGUGACCAAUGCUGGACAUUAGGACAAGCUGUGCAACAUAAUUUGCGCAAGCCACAGUGUUUCAACACAAGGACGUCUUCAGCUGUCUCAAGUGAUCUCACCCAGUACCGGAGUGUACAGAUGCGUUUCUACUCGACACUGCCUAUCAAAACUGUGUUUAAGCCAGCUUUCAAAUCUGUGCCUCUUCCUGGAAAGAGAAUACCUAAAGGGCCGAGAACCAAGCAACCUUCCAGAGCUAACCAACCUGUCCAGGAGGACACGGAUGUGAUGCAGUGUAUUGCCUAUGCUACUGCAGACCAAUAUCAUUUGCCUACUCUCUGCCAUGAUCUCAUAGCCCAUGGCUUCUAUGAAGUAGAUUUGCCAAGAGAUGCCUCAAAUGUAUUGGUAAUAUGCACAGACAAUGUUUCAAAACCAGGAGACAAUGCACUAAUGUUUUUCUUCAGGGAAGGCUCAGUUGUGUUCUGGAAUGUUGAAGAAAAAACGAUGAAAAAAGCAAUGAGAAUUCUAGAACAGCAUGAGAUCCAGCCCUAUGAGGUGGCUUUGAUCCACUGGGAAAAUGAAGAGAUAAACUAUCAAAUUGGAGAAGGAAACUCCAAGCUUCACCACGGUAACUUCCUUCUGAACAGUGAGAUGGAGCAAGACCAAGCAGUGUUGGAGAAGUUUGCAUUCUCCAACGCUCUCUCCCUGUCAGUGAAGUUGGCGAUUUGGGAAGUGUCUUUAGACAGCUUUGUAGACUCCAUACAGUCAAUCCCAGAGAUGCUGAAAUCUGGUCAAAGUGUUAAGCUGUCCAGGGGAGAUGUGUUGCAGAAAAUCGGGGAGCUCUUUUCUCUGAGACACUGUAUAAACCUGAGUUCUGACCUGCUCAUGACGCCUGACUUCUACUGGGACAGAGAGGAGUUGGAGCAGCUGUAUGACAAGACCUGUCAGUUCCUCAGCAUCAACCGCCGCGUCAAGGUGGUGAACGAGAAGCUGCAGCACUGCACGGAGCUGACAGACCUGAUGAGGAACCACCUGAGUGAGAAGCACAGCUUGAGGCUGGAGUGGAUGAUCGUCAUACUCAUCACGAUUGAGGUGAUGUUCGAACUCGCCAGAGUCAUCUUCUGAGGAGGUACGAUGACGGUGGCAAUAGUUCACCUGGAUGUAAGACUGGAAGUAAAAUAUGUACGAAGAACAAACACAAGAAAGCAUUGCUGGAUAAGAAACUAGUUUUGUAACAUUUUGGAUCAUAAUGAGAAAUUUGAGACAUAUUUCUGAUUUUACUGUACACUGACAAAAGAAAAUAGCUAAUUGGAUUUAGCUAAUUUCACUCCAUACCAAUACCUAUUUUAAAUUAUUAUAUAGAUAAAUCUGUUUCAGUGUACAUUUGUGUGACAGAGUGUAAUGUUGAACACUGUUGGUGUGUGUGUUUUGGAGUGUUUGUUUUGUAUUGACUGUAUUUCUAUGCGGAAAUGACCAUUUAUUUGUCUGGUAAAAUAAGUCAUAAUAAAAACAGAUUUGAUAAUC
Molecule: messenger RNA, 1840 nt
Organism: Osmerus eperlanus (European smelt)
Lineage: Eukaryota; Metazoa; Chordata; Actinopteri; Osmeriformes; Osmeridae
Gene: rmnd1
Product: required for meiotic nuclear division 1 homolog
Exons: 11
Coding region: 170-1441 (423 amino acids)
Biological process (GO): positive regulation of mitochondrial translation
Source: RefSeq, a predicted model, not a curated record